Pseudomassariella vexata is the source of this 5207-nucleotide messenger RNA. RefSeq lists its product as uncharacterized. The transcript is spliced from 3 exons. Gene Ontology annotation, molecular function: protein binding; structural constituent of nuclear pore. The record is from RefSeq and is a predicted model, not a curated record. Gene Ontology annotation, cellular component: nuclear pore. Bases 333 to 4910 code for a protein of 1525 amino acids. Gene Ontology annotation, biological process: protein import into nucleus; RNA export from nucleus. NCBI's taxonomy places the organism in Eukaryota, Fungi, Ascomycota, Sordariomycetes, Amphisphaeriales, Pseudomassariaceae.
CCAAAAAGUCCAGCUCAAGUCGCGAUUGCAGACACAGAGCUCCAGGCUUCGACGCUUUAAAUCGAUCAGGCGAAAGUCUUCAUCACAGAAACUACGCUUGAUUCAGGAGGGUAAAGACGACCCAACCUCUACAGGGCCCUCUUUCAGCUUACGAGACACGAUUUACGAUACGAACACCUUGUUUACUCGACCACUCGCAGAAACUGGCCUGCCCCAACCAGCCAUCCAAGCCGCUCAAUACACUUGAACUUCCAGACUUCACCACGCCGAUGCGAGAAUUGGCUCUCUGAACUCGUCUACCCCUUCCAUGGGAGGAUAGCUCCCCAAUAGUCAUGGCUUUUGGAUUUGGAUUCAAAACCGGUUCCCCGACCGGGACUGGAGGUGCAAAUGGGGGCAUGGCCGAGGGCCCAGCGUUGGAGCUUAUACAGACAGAAGCGCUCGGUUUCCUGUCUCUGGCCGGCGACGCCAAAAUUCGUUUGACAUCCCAAUGGUCUCCUGCACCCGCGGCUACUGCGUCUUUGAUCAGCAUUGCACCACGGAAAGGGCUUGUCGCAGCUGCCGGUCCCGACGCCAUUGUUCUAGCCACGACCGAAGCAGUCCGAAAGGCAUUCGCAUCUGAAAAAGAUGGCGACAGUGAGGUCCGCUCGUUUGAGCCGCAACUGAAGAUACCGAUGCCCGUCCGCAUAUGUCAACUUGCUUUUACCGCCGAUGAGAACUACCUGAUCAUGUCGGCUGAACAGGGUGGAGGACUGGCCGUUUACGACGUGCAGGCGCUACUGCAAGGCUCGACACAGACAGCUUUCCAGAUUCCUACAAACGGCGAGGCCCUGCGAGCUUUGGUACCGAACCCGAGCCCGGAAAAGGGAGAGUACUGCGCUGUAGUGACGGACAAAGGCAACCUACUCAUGGCCAACAUGAAAACCAAGGAUUUCGUUGCAGGAGCUAGUGGCCAAAUAUUGAAGGGCCAAAUCAGCUGCGCGGCGUGGAGUACACGAGGGAAACAACUGGUCGCUGGAUCGGGGGAUGGCACGAUAUACCAAAUGACGCCGGAGGGUGUUGUCAAAGCUGAGAUCCCGAGACCACCCACGCUGGAUGCGAAUUACUUUGUUUCGUUUCUGCUCUGGCUGGAAAAUGAUGUCUUCCUGGCAAUCCAUAUGUUGACCGCAGAACAACCACCUCAGUCUAGAUAUCACCUGAUCACCCGUCAAGGCCAAUCUUUCACAUGCCAGAAGUUGACUGAUCCUGUUGACCCCUACGGAAACGAGAAGGUGCCACAUCAUACAGCUGCGCGCCUGAAGGACUUCCCUCCAAACUUACAAGACCUCUUAAUAUUCUCGUCGACGGCUACUCCAGAUAUUGGUCUGCUAACACGGUCAAAAUCACCUCUCGACUCAGGGGCCGACGCAGAUAAAAUCACCAAUGUCUUCACCACCACGGAGUUAGCUGAUGAUUCCAAAAGAGCCACUCUUCCUAUGGGCGAUAACAUGGAUACCCCAAUGCCCAUUGGUACGGUCCUUGACCUUUCAAGUCGAGAUACCGUCUACAAACCCAUUCCCACGGACGAGAUCGAACAAUCGCCCGGGCCCAUACCUGGUUACUGGGUCCUAAAUGACGAGGGUGUGUUGGCUGUGUGGUGGAUCAUAUACUCUGAGUCUAUUAGAGGAGGGACAAGUUACCCAGGUCUAGCCGCAGUUGAAGGAAAUGCUGCACAAGCGUCGGCACCAACUGCGGCGCAGGCUAAGCCUUCCCAGUCAAUUGCGUUCGGCGCCCCAAGCAGUUCGGCAUUUGGAGCACCGGCAACAACCACGACACCGGCAUUUGGCGGCCCAUCAGCACUCGGUUCAAAAUCCUCAGUCUGGGGUUCGACACCACCUUCAUCACUCGGCGCUGGUGAUGCCGCGUUUGGCUCGAGCACUUUCGGAAGCGCUCCAGCCUCCACAGCCCCUAUCACCGGUGGUGCGUUCGGGUCAAGCACAUUUGGAAGCGGAGCUGCCUCAUCAGUCCCCAAAUUUGGUACGCCAUCAUUCGGCUCAUCUACGUUUGGGCAGCCCACUCCUGCGUUUGGCCAGUCUUCAGGGAUCGGAACGAAGUCAUCGCCAUGGGCAUCUGGUUCGAAACCGGGAGGAUCAGCAUUCGGUCAGUCUGGAUUCGCCAACGCUGGCUCCGGCUCGGGCAGUGGCACAGUCGGUAGCUCGGCCGGAGGUGGAUUUGCCAAUUUCGCGAACAAGGGUGGAUUUGCCAGCGCGACUCCGACAACGGGAGGCGGCGCAUUCGGUAGCCCCUCGGGAACCAACGAUGCCCCUGGGGCUGGGGGCUUCGCUGGUUUUGCUAACAAGGGGGGCUUUGCCUCUCUUGGUGCUAACGAUGCAAGUAGCGGAACAAGUAUAUUUGCUGCAAAGAAAGCGGAUGCACCAAUGGACACCAAGACUUCGUUCCCGUCUUCGAAGCCCGCCGCUAGCACUGGAAAUCCCUUUGGAUCCCAACCUUUCAAGCUGACUUCGAGCUUCCAACCCGAUCCCAAUGCGAAGGACGAAGAGGCUGCCCCCGAGGAGCCUUCUGGCACAGGAAGGUCUAUGUUCGGCAGUGGCUUCGCAAGCGCCUUGGACAACUCGAAGCCAGCGGGCUCCGGCCUUUUUGGUCUGGGCGGCCAACCUUCUCCUACCGCCGAAUCUACGACCCCGACAUCGACUCCUGCUCCGUCAAAGUUCAUGCCCCAGACGACGUCGACUGCGCCUCAGACCGGUGGAAUCUUCAGCUUACUCCAAAAGAGCACUCGCAGCAUAUUUGACAGUCCGGCGGCCACGACACCUUCGGCUGAACCGCACAAGGUGAAAGUUGAGGCAGACACUCCUAAAGACCUCAAGGAUAUUCCGGACAUUCCUCUCCCCCCUGAAUCUACCAAUUCUCCGGAUACCAGGAAGGCGCCCUCGCAUGCUCCGCUGCCUCCUGCCUCGUUAGCAUUGAAGUCCAGCUCGGCUGUACUUGACGCCCCACUACCGCCAGAUCCAUUGAAGAACAAGAAGAUUUAUGACACCAAAUUUAUAAAUGCGCCUUUGCCAGGAGAGACGGCCAAACCUAAGCCCAGCCCGGCUGAUGCCGCUCCCUUACCCCCGGAUCCCAUGAAGAACAAAAAGGCGUAUAACGCCACUUUCCCGUCCCUGUCUACUCUUCAGUCGGCUCAAACAUCAGCGAAACCACAAGCUAAACCACAGGCGAAACCGCAAUCUGUUUUUGAAUCAGUCGCUUCAAAGUCAACUGGCUUCUCUUUCCCUAGCGAUCUACCCGCCGUCUCCGAUAGUGAUGAGGAUGAAGAGUCUGGGAAAGAGGGAGAGGAAGAAGGCUCAGAUGCUGAAAGUGAAGGGAGCGGCGUUGAUGUUGCCAAAGACCUGAGCCCUCCGGCCGGUGGCAAGGAUAAGACGCCUGGCUUCACACCCGGGAGUUCUUUCGAUGGUCUCGGCGGAAGCUUCUCCACAAUAUCCCGCCCAGAGGAACGGAAGAGUUUGUUCGGAGAGGUUGGACGAAAUGCGCCCCUAUUUCCCCAACCCAAUCCGGUCAGUCCUCGUUCGCCUAGUCCGGUACGAGGCGCUAUUCUCUCCAGGAUCAUUGGCCAUGACCCACCACGGUCUGUUAGCGCCCCGUUCGGCGCCCCUGGAAUGGCUUCUCAAAUACUUGGUGCCUCUAAGCGACCCCAGAGUCGAAUGGGACCCCCGAUUAUUGGGAAAGAUGUACCACCGUCUGCGGACCCUCGAGUCGAACAGCAGCGCAGAGCAAGAGCCAAGAAAGAAGCAGAAGAGACCCAGCUGUUAAUUGAUGAGGAGGAUGACAAGAUACAGAGCCAGUUGAGAGCCGGUAUCCAGCCGACUCUUGAGUUAGACGAGUUUGUGGCACAUACUGGUCCAGCGCCCUCAGCCAGCGAUAAUAUUCCUGCCCAAGUGGAGGCCGUAUAUCGCGAUAUUAAUGGCAUGAUCGACACGUUGGGACUGAACGCCCGUUCCCUUGCAAAUUUCAUCCAAGGGCACAUUGAUGGUUCCAGCCAGGAAAACUACAAGGAUAAAGAUGACCUUUCAGCGCCCGAAGACUGGACCAUCGGAGAACUGGAGGAUCUGGGGGAAAUCGUUUCGUCCAACCUUGUCGAGGAGCUCGAAAGUUCCCGUGUCGCCAACGUUGAGGACAAGAUUGCAGAUGCCCAGGAUCUCCUGCGCGAUCUGGCUCGCGAACGCAAUAAGCGUUACGACCUGCAGAAAAUCAUCGACUCACGUAUUGAUCCAGACCAAGCACUCAUCACCCGCUCGCUACCUCUCACGGCCGAGCAGGCGGCGCAGCAAAACGAUCUGCGACGUGACUUCACGAGAUUCACCAAGCUCCUCGCCGAAGCUGAGGAAAACCUCACGCUACUCAAAGCCAAGAUGGUGUCGGCCGGUGCCGCCAACGGCAAAGGCGGCCCUACGCCCACCAUCGAAGCCGUCAUGCGAACCAUUACCAAGAUGACAGCCAUGGUGGAGAAGCGCAGCGGCGACAUUGACGUGCUUGAAAACCAGAUGCGCAAGCUGCGCUUCAGCUCGCCUCUCAACGCCAGCAACCGCAGCCGCGAGGGCUCUCCCUUCACCACUCCGCAGAAAAGGUCGUCAGUCAUAUUCUCGCCCGAGCGGUCGAUGCGCGAGGGCACGCCGUCGCAGCAGCGCCAGAGCAUGAUGCGCCCCUCCUUGAGUGCGUCCGUGAACAGCAUUGGUGGUGGCAUGUUUGCCGUACGUGCAUUCACAUCGCCGCGCAGGAAGAUCAGCGGGUUUGGUGAGGCAGAUAAGAAGGCUGUCAAGGAGCGGAAGGAGCGCAGAGGGGCUGUGCUUGGGAAGUUGAGGGCAAGCUUGGAGAAGAAGGGGCCGACUGUCUGGGCGGUGGAUGACAUUCAGUAAGGUGAAGAAGGAAGAAAGCUUGGGUUAUUUAUCGGAAUACUGCGACUGUAAAAGGGGCAAAAGCUAACAGGGAGAGACGAGAAAGCCAGAGAAGUCAGGGCGUUGAGUUUGAGGGAACACUACAUGUUAGAAUGGCUGAAAGUGUAAUAUGAUCUAAAUGGCACGCAUUGCGAUGAACUGGGAAGAUAAUAAGAUUAGGCUUGACCUAGUCGAUGGCUCCUGAUGUAAUAUUAUUGAGGCUCAUGCUUGUGUGAUCUUGGGCAGCUACUACGGAACGUACAUGUCAGAAGUUCCAAG